Molecule: messenger RNA, 4512 nt
Organism: Ruditapes philippinarum (Manila clam)
Lineage: Eukaryota; Metazoa; Mollusca; Bivalvia; Venerida; Veneridae
Product: ATP-dependent translocase ABCB1-like
Biological process (GO): transmembrane transport
Cellular component (GO): membrane
Molecular function (GO): ABC-type transporter activity; ATP hydrolysis activity; ATP binding
Source: RefSeq, a predicted model, not a curated record
AUACGAGAACAACCUGGUUGAGGCGAAGAGUCAAGGCAUUAAGAAAGGUUUGGUGAAUGGAGUCUCUAUGGGGGUUGUGUGGAUGAUAUUGUUUCUGGCAUACGCUCUUGGUUUCUGGUAUGGUGCGAAACUGUCUAGGGACGAACCCGACACUUAUACCAUUGGCAAUGUUCUAAUUGUGUUCUUUGCUGUAUUAAUUGGUGCUUUCUCCCUGGGGAACGCGGCCCCUCCCCUCCAGAGUCUGGCGGUAGCUAGAGGAGCAGCUUACAUCGUAUAUGGGCUUAUAGAGCUGGAUCCACCGAUUGAUAGUUACUCAAAGAAAGGCAAGAAGUUGGAGAAUUUUCAAGGAAGCAUUUCGAUACAAGAUGUGCAUUUUAAGUAUCCAUCUAGACCCGAUACAGCGAUUUUGCAAGGUGUUAACCUUGACAUUAAUAGAGGUCAAACUGUGGCCUUGGUGGGGUCAAGUGGAUGCGGCAAGUCCACCAUUGUACAACUUAUACAAAGAUUUUAUGAUCCUGAGCAAGGCUCUAUUAAGAUUGAUGGUACAGACCUGAAGGACAUAAAUAUAAAAUGGUGGCGGGAGCAUAUAGGUAUAGUAAGCCAGGAACCAGUGCUGUUUGGUACGACAAUCGGGGAGAACAUCCGGUAUGGCCGGGAAGAAGUCUCACAGGCGGAAAUAGAGGAGGCCACAAAGAUGGCGAACGCUCACGAUUUUAUCACGGCUCUCCCAGAUAAAUAUGAUACGAUGGUUGGUGAAAGAGGAGCACAACUUAGUGGGGGACAAAAACAAAGAAUUGCUAUCGCACGUGCCCUCGUGCGUGACCCCAAAAUAUUAUUACUGGAUGAAGCCACAUCUGCCCUGGACACAGAAAGUGAAGGAGUUGUACAGGAGGCCCUGGAAAAAGCGAGUCAUGGUAGGACAACUAUCGUAAUAGCCCAUAGAUUAUCCACAAUCAAAACGGCUGAUGUGAUAGCCGGUUUUAAAGAUGGCGUAAUUGCAGAAAAGGGAACUCACUCUGAAUUGAUGAGCAAGAAUGGAAUCUAUCAGAACCUUGUUAACAGACAGAGCAUGAAAAAUGAAGAUGAUGCAGAGGCUGAAUUGUUUGAUGCACCUGAGAAAGGAACGCCAGGCAAGAAACCACUGACUACACAGCAUUCCAUGAUCACAUUCCCAGACCAUAGCAAGAAGGAUGCUGGUGAUAAAAAAGACGAUAAGGAAAAGGAGGAAGAAGAAGUAAACUCUGGUCUGAUGCGAGUUUUGAAGAUGAAUGCAUCCGAAUGGUGGAUAAUAGCUCUUGGAUGUGUUGGCAGCAUUAUCAAUGGUGGAUUAAUGCCCGCGUUUGCUGUAAUAUUUGCUGAAAUUUUAGGGGUAUUUGCCAUUCAAGAUUUGGACGAACAAACGAGGAAGGUUAAUUUAUACGUCCUAUUAUUUGUCGCAUUGGCCGGUGUUAGUCUCGUCUCAUAUUUUCUCCAGGGUUACAUGUUUGGGAGGUCAGGAGAGACACUCACCAUGAGGCUGCGAUCUAUGUCAUUUAGAGCCAUGUUAAGACAGGAAAUUGCUUAUUUUGACGACCAUGACAACUCCGUGGGAGCCUUGUGUACACGGCUGUCAACGGAUGCUUCACAAGUACAAGGUGCAGCAGGUGCUAAACUUGGUUCAAGUUUUAUGGGUCUGUGCAGUAUACUGACUGGUCUGAUCAUUGCAUUCAUCUACAGCUGGAAACUGACGCUCCUCAUAAUUGCUUUCCUACCUCUGAUCAUGAUAGGAGGCGCUCUUCAAAUGCAGAUGUUGGCUGGUGCUGCAGGCAAAAAUAAAGAGGCAUUAGAAGCUGCUGGCAAGAUAGCUAUAGAAUCCAUCGAAAACAUUAGAACUGUUGCCUCACUCACUCGAGAGAAAAUGUUCCGUAGAAAAUUCAAAGCCGAGCUCGAUGUACCUUACGAGGAGGCGUUGAAGAAGGCGCACGUGAUAGGAAUCUCUUUCUCCGUCUCCCAGGGCGUCAUCUUCUUUGCCUACGCAGCCUCGUUCUGGCUUGGCGCAUAUUUGAUCCAACAAUCAGAAUUAGAUUAUGUCGCAGUGUUCAAGGUUUUCUCAGCUAUAGUGUUUGGAGGUAUGGCUAUAGGAGAAGCUAGUUCGUUUGCCCCUGACGCUGCAAAAGCUGAACAGUCCGCUAAGGAAAUAUUUAAACUGCUUGACAAAGAACCAAAGAUAGAUAGCUACUCUGAUAAGGGACACAAACUCCAGGAGGAAAACACAGAAGAAAAGGAGAAGUAUCGUAGUACAAUAGCUUUCUCGGACGUUAAAUUCGUAUACCCGACUCGACCGGAUACACAAGUAUUAACAGGAUUGAAUUUGCUCGUGCCCCAAGGUCAGACGGUGGCACUGGUUGGAAGUUCCGGGUGUGGGAAAAGCACAACUGUACAGUUGACUGAGCGGUUUUAUGACGCAGACGAAGGAGCAGUGUAUCUUGAUGGUAACAAUUUGAAAGAUUUGAACUUGAAGUGGUUGAGGUCACAGAUUGGUAUUGUGUCGCAGGAGCCGAUACUGUUUGACAGAAGUAUAGGAGAAAAUAUCGCGUACGGCGAUAACUCACGAAAAGUGACAAUGGAUGAAAUUAUAGAAGCUGCAAGGAAAGCCAACAUACAUCAGUUCAUUUCCUCUUUACCAGAGGGCUAUGACACAAGUGUUGGUGAGAAGGGAGCACAGCUCAGCGGAGGACAGAAACAGAGGGUGGCCAUUGCUAGAGCCUUGGUCAGGCAUCCCAAAAUACUUCUCUUAGAUGAGGCCACAUCUGCUCUCGAUACUGAAAGUGAAAAGAUUGUACAAGAGGCAUUAGACAAAGCGAGAGAGGGUAGAACCAGUAUUGUUAUUGCCCAUAGACUUUCUACCAUCCAGAACGCGGACAAAAUCUGCGUCAUACGUCAUGGCGUCGUCACGGAGGAAGGCACACACUCGGAGCUUAUGAAGAAACAAGGAUUUUAUUAUAAACUUAACAUGGCACAACAGAGAAAGAAAUAAGGACGAAAUAUGUUAGACAUUUUAAGCUAUUAAACCAAAUAAAUCACUAUGUUUUAUACUGUAAAAGAACUGGGCGCGUUUCAGUCUUAUCAAUUGAGAUCUCUUUUAGAUCGGAAUAUGCAUUGGAAAAAAAUCCUAUGCGUGUUGUUUUAUUUAUUAUUAUCAUAGAUGAAUAUUUUGAUUUAAAUAAAUAUUUUAGAGUUAGUGUUACGCGUGAGUCAUAGGUACUUUUAUUUAAAUAGUUGUGAUAUAUGUACAUUGCUUUAUGGCAGUUAAAGACAUUUUUUCUGGUUUCCAUUCUUAUUCUGUCAUGAUAACAUUAUCUAUAGCAUCGAUCAAAAAUUGUGUUAGUCCUCGAAAAUGAGGAAGGAUUUUACAUAAAUUAUAAUUGGUAUUUUUUCUUGUUAUGUAAUUUGUUUUUAAUGUUCUAUUGUUUAUUUGCACAUGUUAUAUACCUCCGAACAAAACGUUUAAAUCAUGUUUUAAAUGUUCAUACUUUCGUUUAUUAUGUGUUAUAUCAUGGACGAUAUAUAUUUUGAUUCCUUUAUUGUUUUGUAAUGAUCUGAUAUAGACAAUGGAAGAUCUAAUUUUGCAUUUGUGCUGUAAAUUAUUAUCUUACACACAACCUGCGUGUAUUAAUUGAUGGCAUUCCGGCACACGAUACUGUUAGAAAAAUAAAGCUCAAUAAAAUUAUUAUAUCUAUAAUAUCAUUUCGAUAAAGGAUUUUCAAUAAAAGAAUAAAAUACUAGACACAUGGAAUGUUUUGCAGUAGGGUGGAAAUAGGGGUUUGCUGAGUUUCCGCAAAAACAUUUCCGUACCUGACAUUUACAUUGAUAUGAGUACAAUGUUUUGCGGUAGGUUGAAAUGGGGGUCUGCAGAGUUUCUACUAAAACAUUAUCGUACCUGACAUUUACAUUGAUAUGAAUAUAUAAUGCAAUCUAAAUAAGUGUUGGUUUCUUAAACAUUUAAUUUGCUAAUUUAAAACAGUAUUUUAUUACAUAGACAUUAUUGAAAAUUAAUAAAUUACUUUACCGUACGUAUCAUGUAUUUUCAAAGAAUUCAAUUCAUUAUGUUAUUUAUAUAAAUGUAUAACUGAGUUUUAACCAACUAUAAAACAAAAUGUUAAUAUGUUUAACUGGCUGUUUGGGUCAAUGCUGAAGAUCAAGUUCUAUUGUUACAAAAGUAAAUCAUCUAGAUUAUUUUUCCUGUUGUCUGGAGUGAAAUGUGUUGCCAUUAUUAUGUUUUUGUAGCUUGUUUCAUAGGUUUUUAUAUUGAAAAGCACUUCAUCAAACUGGAGAUGCAACCUAUGUCAAAACAAUUUAAUCAUAUUUGUUUGUUUUAGUUGUCCAAAAAUAAAACAAGAAGAAAUGUAUAAUUUUAACAGUUUGUAUCAGAAAAGAAGAUAGACUACAUUUAUUUAUUAUAUAUUUAACAUUGCUAUUUAAACGUAUUUAAAUAUUUUUAUGUAACUGUUGAAUAUAAAACUAAGAGUGUUA